Molecule: messenger RNA, 579 nt
Organism: Angiostrongylus costaricensis
Lineage: Eukaryota; Metazoa; Nematoda; Chromadorea; Rhabditida; Metastrongylidae
Source: the annotation of a GenBank genome assembly
AUGUCUCAGAACAGAGUUGGUCCUGCUACAUAUUCCAGUACUCCAGUUGGAAGCAGCGCAACAACGACCAGUACCGAUUCAACAGCCCUGUGCAGAGUUUGCUUAGACGAUAGUCAGGAAGUAUCCAAGCUCAUAUGUCCAUGCAAUUGCAAAGGAACAGUGGCAAGAAUCCAUUCGGCUUGUCUUGAAAAGUGGGUUGAAGUCACACAUAACACAAACUGUCAAAUCUGUGGAAUCGACUAUGAGCUGGAGUCCUGUGGCUGGAAGAAAAUCACCGAAUGGAGCUGUCCGCGUCCUCUGUCGAACGAAUGGGAAGACGUCCUAGAUUUUCGUUGCUGUAUUGCUUGGAUCAUUUACUUUAGCAGAUUCAUCUAUAUGAAUAUUGUCCACGGUGCUAAAGAGACGAAUCGUCAGAUUUCUGAAGCGAUCGGCGAUGGUACGUUCGCCAAAUGUUGGUGGUUUGCGUUCUGGAUGAAUGUCGUCUAUUAUGGAUCGAUAACUAUACUUCUGACGGAUCAAUGGAUUACUGAAAACCGUGUCUACAGAUUUCGGGAUCGUCGCCCACGAAAACACCGUUAG